Protopolystoma xenopodis is the source of this 231-nucleotide messenger RNA. Lineage: Eukaryota; Metazoa; Platyhelminthes; Monogenea; Polystomatidea; Polystomatidae. The record is from the annotation of a GenBank genome assembly.
AAGUUCGUGAUCUCCACCAGAGUGCGUGUGGGUCGUAGCCUUGAAGGCUUUAAUUUUCCUCCUACAAUAUCAAAUGCAGAUCGUCUGAAACUUGAGAAAACGAUAUCAGAUUGUCUCAAAGGCCUAUCUGGAGAGCUUUCUGGAACCUACUACCCGUUAUCAAAUAUGGACGCUUCAACAAUGCAUCAACUGAUUGACGAUCAUUUCUUAUUCAAAAAUGAUGACUCGUGA